Molecule: messenger RNA, 546 nt
Organism: Pterocles gutturalis (yellow-throated sandgrouse)
Lineage: Eukaryota; Metazoa; Chordata; Aves; Pterocliformes; Pteroclidae
Gene: CD3E
Product: CD3e molecule, epsilon (CD3-TCR complex)
Exons: 7
Coding region: 1-546 (181 amino acids)
Biological process (GO): cell surface receptor signaling pathway; positive thymic T cell selection
Cellular component (GO): alpha-beta T cell receptor complex; membrane; external side of plasma membrane
Molecular function (GO): transmembrane signaling receptor activity
Source: RefSeq, a predicted model, not a curated record
AUGAGGUGGGAGCGGUCUGUGCCGCUCCUGGGACUGCUGCUGUGCGUGGCUGGCACCACAGCUCAGCAGGAUGAUACUGAAGCACAGGAGGAAUUCCAGGUGGAGAUUUCCGGAACCACGGUGACACUCACAUGUCCCUUGGAUGAAGAGAGCAUAGUCUGGAGCUUAACUGAGCCAAAACCAGCCAGCAAUGAGAGGAAGUACGUUAUAGAGAAUCACGACAGCUCUCCCAUCACCGUGAGUUGUUCGGCAGGCAAUAAGAAGUAUGAAAUGUACCUGAAUGCCAGAGUGUGCGCCAACUGCGAGGAGCUGGAUGCCUUGGCAGUGACGGGGAUCAUCACUGCGGACCUCCUCAUCACCUUCGGGGUGCUGAUUCUGGUCUAUUACUUCAGCAAAGACAGGAAGGGGAGAGCAGGCGCUACUGCUGGCGGCCGGCCGCGAGGUCAGAAGACGCAGCGUCCUCCCCCCGUUCCAAACCCGGACUAUGAGCCCAUCCGGAAAGGCCAGCGGGAGGUGUACGCCGGCCUGGAAUCCAGGGGCUUCUGA